Molecule: messenger RNA, 1992 nt
Organism: Symbiodinium pilosum
Lineage: Eukaryota; Dinophyceae; Suessiales; Symbiodiniaceae
Source: the annotation of a GenBank genome assembly
AUGGCGGCUGUGCCACAGUUUGCCUCCUUGUAUGUGGGCGACCUGCAUCCUGAUGUGACAGAGGCCAUGCUCUACGAGAUCUUCAAUUCAGUUGGUCCGGUUGCAUCGAUUCGCGUAUGCCGCGACACCGUGUCUCGGAGGUCAUUGGGCUACGGCUACGUGAACUUUCACAGCGUCUCUGAUGCCGAGCGCGCCCUGGACACACUGAACUACUCAGGCAUCAAGGGACGCGCAUGCCGCAUCAUGUGGAGCCAGAGGGAUCCGAGCCUGCGUAAGAGUGGCCUGGGAAACGUUUUCGUGAAGAACUUGGACAAGGCCAUCGACAACAAGGCACUGUAUGACACUUUCAGUCUCUUCGGCAACAUCCUUUCCUGCAAAGCCGGUGGCGUGCGAUUCGACUGGAAAGUCCAGAGGUUANNNUAUGGCUUUGUGCACUACGAGACCGAAGAGGCCGCGAAGCAGGCCAUUGAACGUCCACGACUAAGUUCGCUAGACUCAGCCUGUCGCAUGAAACGAGUGAAUGGAAUGCAGAUUGGCGAGCAGACAGUGUCUGUGAGCAGCUUUGUCAAGCGAGAUGAGCGCGACAACCCAGCAGCCCAGAAUUUCACCAACUUGUACAUCAAGAACUUCCCCGAGGAGUGGGAUGAGGAUAAGAUCAAGGCUGUCUUCGGUGAGGCUGGCAGCAUUACCUCGACGCACUUCGUUGUAGACGCAAAGUCACGCAGGUUCGCUUUUGUCAAUUUCGAGAGUACGGAGGAGGCCAAGAAGGCCAUCGAGCUGUUUCACGAGAAGGAUGUCCGCUCUGAGGAGCAGAAAGAGGCUGGCAAGGAUGACGAAGAGGAUGGCAAGAACUCACUCCUGUAUGUGCAGCGAGCGCAGUCGAAGCAGGAGCGAGCAAUGGAGCUGAAGCAGAAGAUGCCUCAACCUGACAACUCACGCCAGAGCCGCAACGCCGGUGUUAACUUGUACAUCAAGAACUUGGACGAGAACACCGAUGAUGCUUCGCUUAAGGCGUUGUUCGAUCAGUUCGGCACGGUCACCUCAGUGGCUGCCAUGAAGGAUGAGCGUGGGCAAUGCAAGGGCUUCGGCUUUGUCUGCUUUGCUUCUCCCGAUGAAGCGACCAAGGCCGUCACAGAAAUGCACUUGAAGGUCGUCAAGGGAAAGCCCUUGUACGUUGGAUUGGCCGAGAAGCGCGAGGUUCGCGCCGAGCGGCUCCGCCAGCGUUACUCUCCUGCCGCCGGCAAGGGCGGCAAGGGCAGCUGGAACGAGAAAGGCGGUCCCAUGGGAGGUAAAGGCGGAAAGGGCAAGGGGCCGAUGGGACAGAUGUAUGGACAGCAAGGAGGUUGCGGCAUGCAGCAGAUGUAUCCGAUGGGUAUGCAGAUGGGCAUGAUGGGCCAAAUGGGAAAGGGCGGUGGACCGCAGGGCAUGAUGGGACCGCAGAUGGGCAUGAUGGGCGGCAAGGGCAUGCAGGGCCCUGGAGCCAUGCCUAUGGGUGCCAUGGGCCCCAUGGGCAAGGGCAACGUUCCCAUGGUCGCAGGAAAAGGAAUGAUGGGACCGAUGCCUGGCAUGACGGGUAUGGGCCCGAUGGGGCCCAUGGGCAUGAUGGGACCCAUGAUGCGUCCACCAAUGCAGCCCAUGCCGAUGAUGCGCCCAGGCAUGCCGCCAAUGCCACAGCCGGCACAGAACGCCCGGCCUCCGGCACCACAGCCUGCAGCCCCUCAAGCAGGCAACCUCGGUGGAGGUGGCGGCGGCGGCAGCAAUCAGCCCUUGACUCCUGCAGGGCUUGCGGCAGCCCCUCCGGCAGUGCAGAAACAAAUCAUCGGAGAGAGGCUGUACUCCCAAGUGGCCAAACAGCAGCCUGAACUUGCGGGUAAAAUCACUGGCAUGAUGCUGGAGAUGGACAACUCAGAACUUCUCAUGCUGCUUGAUUCUGAGCAGCAGCUGAAGGGAAAGGUCGACGAGGCUUUGCGUGUGCUUGAACAGGCCAAGUAG